Trichoderma gamsii is the source of this 2016-nucleotide messenger RNA. RefSeq lists its product as hypothetical. Gene Ontology annotation, biological process: cell division. The transcript has 4 exons. The record is from RefSeq and is a predicted model, not a curated record. Gene Ontology annotation, molecular function: protein binding. Gene Ontology annotation, cellular component: anaphase-promoting complex. Lineage: Eukaryota; Fungi; Ascomycota; Sordariomycetes; Hypocreales; Hypocreaceae. Bases 1 to 2016 code for a protein of 671 amino acids.
AUGCCGCUCAGCUCCCACGAGGUAGCCCAGCUCAGGAUCGCGCUGCAAGAUGCGGUGGUGAAAUGCUCCGAGCGAUGCCUGUAUCAGUCGGCAAAAUGGGCAGCCGAGCUCCUCAAUGCGGUUCCAGAGGCGGCGGAUGGGGAAGAGGAGGCUGAUGACCCCGAGCUCGGCAAACACACCUCACCCAUCUUUGCGCCAAAUCAAGAUGCCGGCGAAGCUGCCCUGGAGGCAAAGGAGUUGAGCAGGUACCUCCUCGCCAAGUCGCUCUUUGACUGCAAGGAAUAUGACCGCUGUGCGGCCGUCUUCCUGCCGGAGUCGUUGCUGUCCACCGUUCUCGACUCACGCCUCGAGAAACCCCUGGCGACGCCCAAAGGCAAGGGCAAGUCGAGGGCGACGGAUGAGCCUAGCCUGAGCGCGGUGCCUCUGCCCAAGCUCAGCCAGAAGAGUCUCUUCUUGGCGCUGUAUGCCAAAUUCAUGUCUGGCGAGAAGCGCAAGAAUGAAGAGUCCGAGAUGGUCAUUGGCCCUAAUGACCUUGGCACCGUGGUCAACAAGCAACUUCUGGUUGUUGGGAGAUUUUUGACUGCUUGGUUUGAAGAGAGGACGACGGACGAUGAUGAAGUUCUCGGAAGCCAGGGCUGGCUGGAAUAUUUAUACGGCAUGGUGCUCGCCAAAGAAAAGAAUGACGAGAAAGCCCUGGAGUUCCUUAUACGCAGUGUUCACAAGUACCCCAUGAACUGGGGCUGCUGGCUUGAGAUGACGUCUCUGAUAUCACGAGUCGAAGAUCUGAAUCGAAUAUGUCGGCAUUGCCCUCAAAAUAUCGUUUCCUACAUGUUCCACCUUCACACAUCGCUUGAGCUGUACCAGCAGUCCGCAGGCCUUGCAAAUUCUCUCGAUCAACUCCUCUCCAUCUUCCCGACCUCAUCCUUUCUCCUCACAUGCAAUGCACUGUUGGCCUACCACGCAAAGGAUUUAAUGACCGCCGAGCAGCAUUUCAGCCGGCUGCUAUCGCUUCAUCCCCACAGGCUUGAUUCCUUGGAUCACUACUCCAAUAUUCUCUACGUGCUGAAUCUGCGGCCAAAGCUUGCAUUUCUGGCUCACCUGUGUUCGAGCGUGGAUAAGUUUCGGCCUGAAUCUUGUGUCGUCAUCGGAAAUUACUAUUCGCUCCUGUCCAUGCACGAGAAGGCUGUGGGAUACUUUCGACGAGCACUAACACUCGAUAGGUCAUGCCUCUCUGCAUGGACUUUGAUGGGCCACGAAUACGUGGAGUUGAAGAACACACAUUCUGCUAUAGAAUCAUAUCGACGAGCAGUGGAUGUCAAUCGCCGUGACUACCGAGCUUGGUAUGGCCUUGGGCAAACGUACGAAAUGCUGGAAAUGCACACGUAUUCGCUGUGGUACUACAAAAAGGCCGCCGGUCUCCGGCCAUGGGAUGGCAAAAUGUGGAUGGCGGUUGGAUCGUGCCUCCAGAAAAUGGGCCGAGAGCGUGAUGGCAUCAAGGCGCUCAAACGUGCUCUGCUCGCCGAUGCGUACUAUGACGUGGGCAGCAGCUUUGGCAGCGGCGGAGAUCUGCUUGGAGCUCGUGGCGCCACUGGUCAAAUGGACCCGGAGAUACUCUUGCAAAUCGCUACCAUGUACGACCAGCUAGGAGAAGAAGAGGAGGCGAAAGCUUAUAUGGAGCUCUGCGUGGCUCAAGAGGACGGAGGUCUGGCAGCCGCUGGGAACUUGAGCGAGUCUGUGCGGAUCCAUAACGAUUCGCCAGGAGGCUCGGAAGGCUACCACGAGCGAGACGACAACCACGUAGAGGGGAAUGCCGAGGGUACCGGCGUCACGGCCGCGACCAGCAAGGCGCGCAUGUGGCUGGCCAAGUUUGCCAUGCGCACUGCGGACUAUACCACGGCGAACCAGCUCGCCGCUGAGCUGUGCCAGGAUGGAGUCGAGGUGGAAGAGGCCAAGGCGCUUGUGCGGGAGGUGAGGUCGAGGCUUGAGGCUUCUGGCAUGUUGACAUCUGCAGGCUAG